Mobula hypostoma (lesser devil ray) is the source of this 1539-nucleotide messenger RNA. It is a transcript of the gene slc22a13b, whose product is annotated as solute carrier family 22 member 13b. Gene Ontology annotation, biological process: transmembrane transport. The record is from RefSeq and is a predicted model, not a curated record. Gene Ontology annotation, cellular component: membrane. NCBI's taxonomy places the organism in Eukaryota, Metazoa, Chordata, Chondrichthyes, Myliobatiformes, Myliobatidae. Gene Ontology annotation, molecular function: transmembrane transporter activity.
AUGAGCGAGUUUGGUGAAAUUCUUAACGACGUGGGAGAAUUUGGAGCAUUUCAAAUACAUUUACUGGUAUUGAUAUGUAUCCCAUACUUAUUUACAGGAUUCCACUUACUUGCACAGGUUUUUACUGGAGCGACUGUUCAACAUCACUGUCAGGCCAACUGGAUACUAAGUAUCAUGGAUGGGUUGAGCAAAGAAGAAUAAUUGUUCCUUACUACCUCGAAGGAACAAGACGGGUCUUACCAAAAGUGUAAAAUGUACACGCCUCACCCAGAUAAAGACAUCAACUGGAUUUUGUUUCAUGGAAACAAAUCUACAAUAGCAUGUGAAGAAGGAGAGCUUAACGACUUGUCGGAACAUCCACCGACCAUAGUUACAGAGUUUAAUUUGGUUUGUGAUCACCGCUGGCUAAGUCAAUUCUCACACACUAGUACUAUGGCUGACCUGUUUGCUGGAGCCUUGUUGUUCAGCCCUCUACCAGACAGGUUUGGUCGACAAAGAAGUAUUUUAGUCUCACUGCUUCUUCAGCUUAUCACAGGAGUAGGAGCAGCAUUUGUACCAAACAUCAGCUUAUUCAUUGUUUUGCAGUUUGUUCUUGGUACUUCAGUGUCUGGCAUAAUGACGAACACAGUCGUUUUUGGUAGGAAUGAAAUUGUUAUUACUCUUUCUAGCAGUAUGGUGCAAGUUCCAGGUGCUGGGGGCAUGAAGUUGCUUCCAGAGUCUGCAAGAUGGCUUAUAAUGAAAGGACAAAAAGAAGCAGCCAAUGGGUAUCUUCGGAGAGCAGCAAUAAUGAACAGAAGGGCAAUAAAUGAAUCAUUAAUUGACAAGGUCAUUGUGAAAGAAAUCAUGCAGGUCAUGUUCUGGGAUCCUUUCAGGAUAUCAAGUCUGAGAAGAGUUACAUUAGUUUUGACCUUCAUUUGGUCUGUAAACAGCUUUGUGUAUUAUGGAUUAUGCUUCAGUGUUGGAAGUUUUGGCAAGAACAUUUACCUAACAAACUUCAUCUUUGGAUUAAUGGAAAUCCUCCGUGUUUCUUGCAUCUGGUUCUUGGCGAGAUUUGGUCGGAAAAAAUGUCAAGGAUGUUUCCUGUUGCUUGGUGGUGUUACAUGCCUCCUCAUACUGACUUUUCCGGAAGGAAUGGCUCUGGAAGUCACGGUGCUUGCUGUCCUUGCAAAAUUGUCAAUCUCAUGCUCCUUCUCAGUAACUUUUGUUUAUUCUACUGAGUUAUUCCCGACUGUGAUCAGGCAGAGUGGCAUUGGUUUGGUGUCCAUAUUUGCUCGGUUAGGUGGCACGAUUGUUCCCUUGAUUAUGAUUUUGGAACAGGACUAUCCAGGUAUCUCCUUGAUCUUAUUUGGAAUCACAUCCAUAAUCACCAGUGCCCUGAGCCUCCUGCUGCCUGAAACUGCCAACAAAGAAUUGCCGGAUCACACUAGACAACUUGGAAAUGUUAAAAUGGAAGUGAAUGGCAAAAGUGAUGUAGAAAAUGCAUGCCAUCAGUCUGCAGCAGAUGCUGAAGGAAACUUCACUAUGAGCACACGAAUGUGA